GAUUAAGAACUGUGUCCUCAGACAAACAGAACAAGGCUAAAUCUCUGACACAGAUGAAAGUCACAUCAGAGAAAAGUGGAGGCCCUUCCAGAAGUUAAUGGCAAUUUCUCUGGAGAGAGCUGCAAUAUCAAUGGAACACUGGACCAUGAGGCCACCACUCUUGGUGCUUUCUGUGUAUCUGCUGUGGCUGAAAUAUUGUCACAGUGCACCUACUUGGAAGGACGCAGCUGCUACGGAUGGAAACCUGAAUAGUCCUUUGGAGGUGGGGGAAACAGAUAUAGGAGGAGAGGUUAAGAAGGCUUUGAUUGGCAUUAAGCAGAUGAAAAUCAUGAUGGAAAAGAGAGAGGAGGAGCACGCAAAACUGAUGAAAACCUUGAGGAAAUGCAAAGAAGAAAAGCAGGAGGCCCUGAAACUCAUGAAUGAAGUGCAAGAACAUUUGGAGGAAGAAGAAAAGUUAUGCCAGGCAUCUUCUGUGGAUUCCUGGGAUGGAUGCAGGCCAUGUCUGGAAAGUAACUGCAUGAGAUUUUACACAGCUUGCCAACCUGGUUGGUCCUCUGCGAAAAAUACGAUGGAGCAAUUUCUCAGGAAGAUGUACCUAUUUCUGUUUCCCCUCAGUGAAGAUGUGGAGGAUCCCCCUGCCGCCAAACAGCCGACAGAAGAAGACUUACAAGUGACGCAAAUGGAGAACCUCUUCAGCCAGCUGGCUGUGGAUGUGAAAUCUCUCUUCAACAUGAGCUUUUACAUUUUCAAGCAGAUGCAGCAGGAGUUUGACCAGGCUUUUCAGUCAUACUUCUUGUCCAAUGUAGACUUAAUGGAGCCAUACUUUUCCCCAGCUUUAUCCAAAGAGCUAACCAAAAAAGAAGACCUUGGGCAAAGGUGGGACAUUGCCAAUGUCUUCCAGCUGUUUCAUAAUUUCAGUCUCUCUAUUUAUGGGAGAGCCCGAGAAAUUAUUACGAAGAUACUGAACGCAUUUGAGGAUUCGUGGGAACCACACAAAGAGUUGGACCAGAGAGACCUGCUUUCAGAGAUGUUACCUGAGCAAAACGGAGGAAUGUGUGAGGAAUUGGGCCAGAAUGUAUCCGGAUGUUUCAAAUUUCAUGAAAGAUGCCAAAAAUGUCACAAUUACCUAUCUGAAGACUGCCCUGAUGUACCUGAACUACACAUAGAAUUCCUUGAGGCCCUGAUAUUAGUCAAUGUAUCCAAUCAGCAAUAUGAUCAGAUAGUUUGGAUGGCCCAGUAUCAUCUGGAAGACACCACAUAUCUGAUGGAAAAGAUGCGAGAGCAGUUUGGAUGGGUGUCUCAACUAGCAAGCCAUAACCCAAUGACUGAGGACAUCUUUAAUUCAACAAAGGCAAUUCCAAGAAUUCAUGGAGGAAAUUCUUCCAGACAGGAUGAAAUUAUGGUAGACUCAAGCAUUCUGUCUUCCUCUAACUUCUCACUCCAGAGUUCUGAAGAAAGUAUUGAGAGCUCAAAUGUCAUUGACUAUGUGGUAGCAAAAGUUCUGCGGUAUUUUAAGGGACCUUUUAAAACUUGGUAAGCAGAAGAGCUGAUUAGAAAACCUUUGUUGACAGGGUAGGUGACUCAUAAAAAGAAAUAACAGAAAUACAAGAAUUGGGUAGAAGCUAUCAAAUUUGCCAGUGUUAAAAAGCUGUGUAAAAUGUUCCUAGAAAGUCACACACACACACACACACACACACACACACACACCUUUAAUCCUAGCACUUGGGAGGAAGAAGUUGUCAAAUCUCUGUGAGUUCAAGGCUAGUUUGAUCUACAUAGCCAGGCCAGCCAGGGCUAUAUAGUAAGACCCAUAUAUAGUCGGAAGGUUUUCUGUGUUCAACCCGGUUUGCAGGAGCUCAGACCCAAGUAAACACAAAGAAGCUUAUAUUAAUUAAAACUGCUCAGCUAUUAGCUCAGGCUUACUACUGACUAGCUCUUAUACUUAAACUCAGCCCAUUGCUGUUAAUCUAUAUGUCACCAUGUGUUCCAUGGCUUUACCUGUGUGCCAUUACAUGCUGCUCCCUAGACAGUGGGAUGGUGUCUCCUGACUCAGCCUUCCUCUUCCCAGAAUUCUCCUUGUCUGCUUAUCCCACCUACACUUCCUGCCUGGCUACUGGCCAAUCGGCGUUUUAUUAAAACAUUGUACAAAAGCAUUAUUCCACAGCACCUAUGGGGACAUGAUGACUUGUAUUAUAUUAUCAGUAGGGAUAUUAUAUUAUAUUAUCAGUAGGGAUAUAAGCUGGUUUUACCUUUUAUUAUUUUUUCCAAGUUUUUUGAGACAGACCCUUGUUGUAUAACCCAGGCUGACUGACCUCCAAGCAUGAUCCAUCAUAUCCAGCCUAGCUUUGCCUUUUGGAAAGAUAUUUAACUAUGUAUCCAGAGUCAUACAAUUUCUUUUUCACAUUAUUCUACUUCUGGAAUCAAUAUAAGGAAUAAAUCUAAAUUUGCUUAAAGAAUCAAUGUAAAGAAUAAAUCUAAAUAUAAGGAAAAGUCCCCCUUCAAGAUUUAUACUUAAAACAGUAAAAUAUUGAAACUAAUCUGAUGGGGGAAUGUCUUUCUGAAUGCUGUGAAUAUGUGCUGCUCUGAUUGGUUGAUAAAUAAAACCGUUUGGCCUAUGGCAAGGCAGCUUACAGGCAGGUGGAAAAUUCAAAGGGAGUGACAGGAAGAAGGCAGAGGGAGAUGCCAGCAAGCCUCCCAAGGAGCAACAUGUAAUGGGAUGCAGGUAAAGCCAUGGAACAUAUGGUGAUACAUAGAUUAAUAGUUAUGGGCUAAUUUAAGAUAUAAGAACUAGCUAGCAAAAGGCUUGAGCCAUGGCCAUACAGUUAUAAUUAAUAUAAGCCUCUGUGUGUUUACUUUGGGGAUGUGAGUGGGAGAAAUUUGUCCUGACCGCCAGCAGGCCGAGAUACAGGAAAACUUCCAGCUACACUAAUCAGUGUCUAAAAAUAAGAGCAUGGUUAGGCAGAUAUUGACCAAAUCCAAUCAGUAUACUUUAUGAAACUUUAAAAAUUACUUAUAGAAUUUGAAUAAGGAUCUGCCAACCUGUGGCCAGGUCUUUAUUAUGAACCAUUUUUGAGGUAUUUUUUCCCUUGUUUUAUGGUAAAAGAACCUGAG
Molecule: messenger RNA, 3111 nt
Organism: Peromyscus eremicus (cactus mouse)
Lineage: Eukaryota; Metazoa; Chordata; Mammalia; Rodentia; Cricetidae
Gene: Clul1
Product: clusterin like 1
Exons: 8
Coding region: 98-1537 (479 amino acids)
Source: RefSeq, a predicted model, not a curated record